AUGAAAGUGGUUCAUAUGGAACUGCCUCUCCGAGCGCACGGUCACGGGCUCUACACCAAGCUGAUGACGACCAUGGCCUGGGCAGAUGCCAUGCUCUGGCAGAAGUUGCCGCGAUCUGAAGUGACCUACCCCGAGGUGGAGUACAUUGUCUACGAGGCAAAAGACGGCAUACCAGGCAGCAUAGAGCCUCAUGUGGACAACCACGCUGCUGUCACCAUCGUUGUGCUGCUGACGGAUCCUAGCGAGUUUGAAGGCGGAAUGAACUGCUUCGCCUCGGCCGAUUCGGAGGAUGAUCCGGCUCGCCACGUCACGCUCGGGCUGGGGGACGCGGUGCUCUUCCGAGGUGAGAAGCUCCGCCACUGGAUAACUCCCGUCACCAAAGGCAAGCGAGUGAUCUUGCAGAUAGAGCUUUCGCGGGUGUAG
Messenger RNA from Symbiodinium natans, 423 nucleotides. Lineage: Eukaryota; Dinophyceae; Suessiales; Symbiodiniaceae. The record is from the annotation of a GenBank genome assembly.